Drosophila suzukii is the source of this 3866-nucleotide messenger RNA. RefSeq names its product alpha-Mannosidase class I a (gene alpha-Man-Ia). Gene Ontology annotation, molecular function: mannosyl-oligosaccharide 1,2-alpha-mannosidase activity; calcium ion binding. The record is from RefSeq and is a predicted model, not a curated record. Gene Ontology annotation, biological process: mannose trimming involved in glycoprotein ERAD pathway; carbohydrate metabolic process. Gene Ontology annotation, cellular component: endoplasmic reticulum; Golgi membrane. Lineage: Eukaryota; Metazoa; Arthropoda; Insecta; Diptera; Drosophilidae.
GGUGUUGCCUCAGUCACCGCAUUCGGUUCGUUCUGCUUUCGCCCUCUGCCGCCUCGUGCACGCGCGAAAAAUUCCGAAAAAAAACAAGAAAAAAUAAAGAAAUUCGAAGACAUCCGUACUCACGCCACGAGACAACAGACCCACAGUAUAAAUACAAAUAAAAACAAACGAAAGACAAACUAUUAGCCAUAUCGGAGGAGAAACAAAUUCGUUUAUUGUAAAUAAAAUGUGUCACGAAAGCGCCAGCCCUGAAAUAGUGGACUCUCGAGCGAGCCAAUUGAGGUUCCAAUUAAAUUUUGGUUAUAACCGAAAAUAAAUAGAAAUUUUCAGAGCACGAGCAACAGUUCCAAGCUAUGAGAUCCCGGAAAAUACAAAAGUAAAUAAAAAUCAAAACUAUAAGUUAAGACCUGAUCAAUCAAAGUGAAAAUGUGUCCGAAAACGUCGAAAACCACGCCGCUCCUGCUGAUUGCCGGCAUUUGUUUUGUGAUCAUCCUGGUCGGGAUCACCGGAAUAACCCUGAUCAACAACAUUAACCUAUCGAAUAUCAUUCGAUUGAACGAGAAGGUGGCCAGCGAUAGUGUUAGCAACAACGAGAAUCAGAUCAAGGAGCUGAACUAUGUGAACAAUCAUCCGCGGAAUGUGUAUCUAAAGUUGAAUGGCAGCAGUGGGGAUUCGGAGGAGGAGAAGAUGCAGAAGGAGCAGGAGCUGCAGGAGCAGUUGGAAUUGCCCAUGAUAUCCGCUGUUAUUGGUGGCAGAAAGCUGAAAGUCCGGGAUAAUCAAUUGAAGGAGUCGUCGGAAGCCAUUUCCGAACAGCCAUCUCCUGCUCCAGCUUUGCCCUCUCACCCUUCUUCCGGAGAUCUGACAUCCCGGCCCUCUUCCGGAGAUCCUUCACCCCUGCCCACUUCCGGUGAGCCCACCAUAUCGCCACCAUCCUACGCGGUCGAGGACGAGCACUCUCCACCUUUGCCCUUCGGCGGGGUCAAGUACAACGCCUCCAGCGGAUUGAUUGAUUACGAAAAGCGAAACCAAGUCGUCAAGAUGAUGGAGCAUGCGUGGCACAACUACAAGUUGUAUGCGUGGGGCAAGAACGAACUGCGUCCGCUGUCGCAGCGUCCCCAUUCGGCCAGUAUCUUCGGAGCCUACGAUCUGGGGGCCACGAUCGUCGACGGACUGGACACCCUGUACAUCAUGGGACUGGAGAAGGAGUAUCGCGAGGGUCGCGACUGGAUCGAGCGAAAGUUCUCCCUGGACAAUAUAAGUGCGGAGCUGAGUGUCUUCGAGACGAACAUUCGAUUUGUGGGUGGCAUGCUGACGCUGUACGCCUUCACGGGGGAUCCACUGUACAAGGAGAAGGCCCAGCACAUUGCCGACAAGCUGCUGCCCGCCUUUCAAACACCCACGGGGAUUCCCUACGCGCUGGUCAACACCAAGACCGGCGGGGCCAAGAACUACGGCUGGGCUUCGGGAGGCAGUUCCAUCCUCUCUGAGUUCGGCACCCUGCAUUUGGAGUUCGCCUACCUGAGCGACAUUACCGGGAACCCACUGUACCGGGAGCGAGUACAGACCAUCCGCCAGGUGCUCAAGGAGAUCGAGAAACCCAAGGGCCUGUACCCCAACUUCCUCAAUCCCAAGACAGGCAAAUGGGGACAGCUUCACAUGUCCUUGGGCGCCCUGGGCGACAGCUACUACGAGUACUUGCUGAAGGCCUGGCUGCAAUCCGGCCAAACGGACGAGGAGGCCCGCGAGAUGUUCGACGAGGCGAUGCUGGCCAUUUUGGACAAGAUGGUUCGUACCAGUCCCGGCGGACUAACGUAUGUCUCUGAUCUCAAGUUCGAUCGGCUGGAGCACAAGAUGGACCAUUUGGCCUGCUUCUCAGGUGGCCUUUUCGCCUUGGGAGCUGCCACGCGCCAAAAUGACUAUACGGACAAGUACAUGGAGGUGGGCAAGGGCAUUACUAACACCUGCCACGAGAGCUACAUUCGAGCACCCACUCAGCUGGGCCCCGAGGCCUUUCGAUUCAGCGAGGCCGUGGAGGCGCGAGCACUGAGAUCGCAGGAGAAGUACUACAUCCUGCGGCCGGAGACCUUUGAGAGCUACUUUGUGCUGUGGCGCCUCACGCACGACCAGAAGUACCGCGACUGGGGCUGGGAGGCGGUCCUCGCCCUGGAGAAGCACUGCCGCGCAGCGCACGGAUACUGUGGCCUGCGCAACGUCUACCAGCAGGAGCCGCAGAAGGACGACGUCCAGCAGAGCUUCUUCCUCGCCGAGACGCUCAAGUACCUGUACUUGCUGUUCUCGGACGACUCGGUGCUGCCGCUGGACGAGUGGGUGUUCAACACGGAGGCCCAUCCGCUGCCCAUCAAGGGGGCGAAUGCGUACUACAGGCAGGCCCCCGUAACGCUGCCGGCCUCGAAUGCCUCGUAAACGGGCUGGUUGCUGCCUCGCUGGCUGUUCGGGCUGUCCCUAGCAAUGCACCUUACUUAGCUCUCGAUAUUUGCAUACUUAUGUCGUGUACCACAUCGUAACUGUUUUUUUUUGCCUUUGGUUUAAGUUUUUAGUUUAGUGAUGUUUACGUGAUGAUGACAAGUGCGUACGAAAUUUAUUGCAUGUUUACAACAGCCAGGCACACACAAACACGACACGAGAAACUUUCAAUGUAACAUAUUUAUAAAGCCUGCACAUAUAUAGGAACUUAAACGGUAACGGAUAUAUCGUAGUUUAGUCCUUAACUGUUUGCACAAGUUUCUCCGAGUCUCUCUCUCUUUUUUAUUUACCCCAUGGGGUAUAUAAUAAUCCAAAUAGUUGACAGAGGUUGACGCUGGGGAGACCUCAAUUUCCAUUUAAAAGCGAAAGCGAAUGAUGUAGACGUAGGCAAACACUCUUGAUAUUAAUUAUGAUAUACGAUAUAUGAUAUAUGUGUAAAUGUAAAACUCAGGUGUUCUUAUUAUGAUUUACCUUGCGUUCGAACAAGGCUCUUUCUCACUAACCAGCUACGUAACUAUCUCUACAAGCAUUCUAUGUCUCUGUGUGGAUUAAUGGAUAGAUGGCCACUUGGCGGGCAUUUCGAUAGAUCUACUGAUCUACUCUGCUGAUUUCCAAUUCGAAUCUUUGACCACUUUGUUUUGUAUAUAAUUUCUAUUAGCUUUCCUUGCAAAAUGAAGGCAGAAGAAAAUCGAAUUGAUAUUUAUACAAAUAUAUAUUCUUACACAAUAUUGUUUACUUUGUAGCCUAAAUAUUUAAACGUAAAUCUAAUAUAGAGUCUAGCUUACUUUAUGUGACGAAACAAAUGUAACGCGAAUUACCUUAAAUCCAGAACAUCAAGCGAAACGAAAGCAAAUGAAAUAUAUAUAAAAAUAUACCUAAAUAAAUAUAUAUUUGUAUUUAAUUAAAUCAAAUAAAACGUAGGCAAUUGUUAAAGUAAAUUAAUUAUACGAUGGCACGAGCCGAGCGAAUGGUAAUUUAAUUUUUAACAACUGUAAAGGUUUUUUAUAAUAAUAAUACCAAUAAUAAUCAUAUUUAUAAUUCUAUUUAUAACUGUAAUCCAUAGAGUAAGCCACAAGCAUCGCAUGAUAAAUGAAAUAUAGAAGUUAUUUAAUUGUUUUUUUUUUAACCUACGCAGCUUGUGCUGUGUAAAGUGAUUUAACAAAAGUAAAAAUAACAUAAACAUAAGCUAAGACCCUAAUGUAAAACCGAAGAAUUUUAAAGAAACAUUUUAAGGAAAUAAAAUAAUAUCAAAUUUAAUUAAAACGAAAAACCAGAAAAGCUAAAAAACGCAAGCUAAAGGCUAAAAAUAAUAGAACGCUAAAGAAAAGUAAGUCGACACUAACUAAGCGUAAAUUUAGUCCUUAGAGCCAACUUUUUUUGUU